UGACGGUUCUGAUGAAGUGGGCUGUCCCACGGCAGCUGCUCCUGUAACUCGGGCGAACGUCCUUAAAUGCCGCAGCGGCUCAAUGCUGUGUGAAGAUGGCACGGAGUGCGUGUUAUACAGUCAUGUGUGUGACGGCGAGAAAGACUGUAAGGAUGGAUCUGAUGAAGCGGGAUGUGAAAUGACGAGAUCUACAAAUGAUUCUUCUGCCAACAAAUCUUCGGUAAAGGCUCAAGCAGCCUGCCACAGCCCCUCUGUCCUCUGCCCUUCUGCACAAAUUUGCAUUUCUCCAAGCCAGUUUUGUAAUGAAAUCAAAGACUGUCCUGAUGGAUUUGAUGAAAAGAGCUGUCUGAAAAGUUGUCCCUCAAAAACUGAUUUUCACUGCAAAGAUCACCGUAACUGUGUCCCAAAGAGUUUAGUUUGCGACGGUGUGUCUCACUGCCACGACGGCUCGGAUGAAGUGGAUUGUCCGAAUGCUCCUCAGAGAAACGUGAAAUGUCGAUUUGGCUCAAGAUUGUGUCGAGACGGGGCGGCGUGUGUCCCGUUGAGUCAUGUCUGUGAUGGAGAGAGAGACUGUCAGGAUGGAUCGGAUGAAGAAGGAUGUGGGAACAACUUCUCACAAAGCGAACCUGCAGCGAUGACCACAACCACCCCACCAUGCACCAGCCCCUCAUUUCUGUGUCCAGGUUCCUCCAUUUGCAUCGAGUCGACACAGAUGUGUGAUGGAAGGAAAGACUGUCCUGAUGCAUCAGAUGAGAAAUGUGUGAAGAAAUGUCUCUCUCAGACUUCCCCAACAGUGCAGUGA
Nematolebias whitei (Rio pearlfish) is the source of this 802-nucleotide messenger RNA. Its product is annotated as LDL receptor repeat-containing protein egg-1-like. Gene Ontology annotation, cellular component: plasma membrane. Gene Ontology annotation, molecular function: protein binding. The record is from RefSeq and is a predicted model, not a curated record. NCBI's taxonomy places the organism in Eukaryota, Metazoa, Chordata, Actinopteri, Cyprinodontiformes, Rivulidae. The transcript has 5 exons. Bases 83 to 802 code for a protein of 239 amino acids.